AUGUUGUGUUUUUCUCCAGAGUGUAAAGGAGAAGACAAAGUGAUGCAGCCAUCAGGAGAUGUCAUUGCUGCUGUAGGAGACACAGUUACACUGGAUUGUACUUUUGAGACCAGCUAUCCUAGUCCUACAUUGUUCUGGUACAAACAAGAAGUGAAUGGUAACCCAAGGUACAUGCUGAAAACUUACUCAAAGACUGUGGAUAAUGCUCCAGAGUUCCAGGUGGACAGAUUUCAUACUGAAAUCCAGGAAAAGUCAGUUCCUCUGAAGAUCCAGAAGCUUCAUCUGUCAGACUCUGCUGUGUACUACUGUGCUGUGAAGCCCACAGUGACAGGAAACAGUAAAACUCUGUACAAAAACCUUUGGAGCAAAGACAACAGAAAACUCCACGUCAUUGCUGCUGAAGGAGACACAGUUACACUGGAUUGUGCUUUCCAGAGCAGUACCACAAAUAAUGUUUUGUUCUGGUACAAACAAGAUGUAAAUGGCUUUCCAGUGUACAUUUUAAAACGUGGUGCUUAUGGUGAUGUUAAUGCUCCAGAGUUCCAGAAAGACAGAUUUGAUGCUCAAGUCGACAACAACAAAGUUCCUCUGAAGAUCCAGAAGCUUCAUCUGUCAGACUCUGCUGUGUACUACUGUGCUCUGCAGCCCACAGUGACAGGAAACAGUAAAACUCUGUACAAAAACCUUUGGAGCAAAGACAACAGAAAACUCCACAACAUCCACUAGAGGGAGACACACUCUGUUACACUUUGUGGUUUGACAGGAUAUCAUCUGGGUUUUCUGUCCAGCUCAGAAUAAACCACAGGAAGUAAACUGUACCAAUAAAAUCAAUCAUGUCUUCCUCA
Acanthochromis polyacanthus (spiny chromis) is the source of this 845-nucleotide messenger RNA. RefSeq lists its product as uncharacterized. The record is from RefSeq and is a predicted model, not a curated record. Lineage: Eukaryota; Metazoa; Chordata; Actinopteri; Pomacentridae. The transcript is spliced from 2 exons. Bases 1 to 726 code for a protein of 241 amino acids.